Leptosia nina is the source of this 384-nucleotide messenger RNA. The record is from the annotation of a GenBank genome assembly. Lineage: Eukaryota; Metazoa; Arthropoda; Insecta; Lepidoptera; Pieridae.
AUGGAACAGCGCGGUGGGUCUUUCAAACAGCCUUACAAAGGUGAUAAGAUACAGAUAUCUUGGCUUGCCGGCUUGGCUUGGCUCAGAAGUCAAGCCAAGCCAGCAGCGAACUUUACUGUAUAUAAUCCAUUGGCUGUUUCAUCACUAAUCAAUACUUUGACAAACAAACCUCCUGAAAUGUUCUACAGAGCGCUCGGACUUUUAGCUCUUAUAGCCGGCGUGCUUGCCGCGCCAAAGCCGGAUCCAGCUCCUCAGCUAUUGACUUACACCGCUGGUCUGGAUUAUGUGUACCCUGGUUCAGUGCCAUCCAUCAUCUCACCAUACAACGCACAGUACGCUUCUUUAGCCUACCCUGGAUACCCAGUUGACUAUUAUUUUCGUUAA